CGAUGGCUGCAGGCGGUUAUAGCAUUGCGCAUGCGUUGUUAAAGAAAGCAAUGUAAUUCCUUACCAUAGAGACUAGACAUUCUCUUUCUCUUUUCAAUAGCAAGAUAAUUUCACUUGUACGAGCGUGUUAUACCUCUCCUACUCUAAUCCUAUGGGCAUCGCGGUAGCUUCGAAGGGGGGGAAAACAGCAGACGACGACAAGGCUGGAGACAGAGAACAGCAGCACAGUGAUUCGCCGUUGUUUGUGUUCGACGCUACGCUGCUGCUGAUCGCGCUCACGCAAUUAUACUCAACGUGCAAAUAAAUGUUGUUUGUCUUUGUUGGCGAUGUGAUUGUUUGUGAUUAUCGACAUCGACGGAACCGGUAGCGCUACGCACGAUGAUGCUCAAAUCGACCAAAGUCUUUCUAGCCUUCUUUGAAAUAAUUCUAGGCAUCUCUGCUACCACUCACUGGGUCGUUACCGAAAAUGGGAGAAUUCAGUCGCAGCCGGAUUCCGUGUUUCAAAUGCGCCGUCCUUACGACCUUGUCGCCUUCCUCGAGCAAGAAGAUCGUCGGAAUGCUGUUGACGCCUUGUACAGACAACUUGUGGCGAGGAAGGCUGCUAUUCACAGUCGCUGCGCUAGCCUGGACUCUGCAAUGGAUGUCGAGACUCGAUUGUACUCUACAGACCCUGAUUGCCUGUUGGCAGGUAAACCCCUCGCCGAUGUAGAUCUCUAUGCCAGCGUCGCGACUGAUGGAAGCUACAGAAAUGGCGUUACACAAAAGGAUUAUCUGCUAGACGGUGUUCCUAAGGACGGGAAGAAAAAAGUUCCUGACUGCAAAAAAACAUUUCCUUUGGAUUUCAGCAUGUUCACUUUCGAACAUUUGAGUGCAAUGCGGAACAGGAAAAACUUGACCCAGCAGCAGGAAAAGGGUCUGAUAAAGUACCUGCCGCCUGGAACGGAUCUCAAUAAGUUUGGACACCAAGUUGCUUACGGUCUCAUAAGAAACAGCAGCUCUUGGCUCCACUUUAACCUCGCUGCUAUAUACUGGCGGGUUAGAGGAGACUCGUACAACGCGCUCGAGUGCGGUCGCCGGGCCAUUGUCACAGCUCCUCGGCGGUAUCGUGACAUUGCUCUGCUCACGACAGGAGGAAUAUUACAUGCUGCAAAGCACUCAGGUGAAGCAGCAAUAAUCUUACACACAGCGAUAAGCUAUGCCCCUACUCAGAGUCACCAACACUUGGCACUGGGUCAUGUCUACGCUGCCCUCGGCGACUAUAAUCGAUCGGUGGCUUGUUACGACAAUUGUCUCCGGCUAGCGCCGACGAUGGAUCAGGCAAGACAUGCCAAGCAUGCGAUACUGUGUCAUCAAAAGCUGGAAAUUGCUCUAACCUCGCUUCUCCAGCAACUGCAAGAUAUCCUGGCUGAACUUCACGCCUAUCAUGGACAGCAGGAAGAAUGGCUUAAGCUCCAGGAACGCGUAUUGUGGGAGCAGGCGCCCAAAGCGGCCUUCAUCAGAUUGCAGAAUGGUAAUAUUCAGGAGGAGACUCUAGGCACCAUUUUGACGACCAGGGGUCAGUCCUGCAUGCAGCGAGGUGGCAACGAUGCCGUCCUGACCUGCGACGUAACAAGCGAGAGUCAAAUGUUGGCACACAACUUGCAGAUAGAUCUGAGCGUCAGUUUCCAGCUAUUGAAAAACGUUGAGAAUCAGCUCACUAAGAUCGAGGAACAGAUGGCUAAAUCGAGAAGUUGGCAUGCAAGUAAGGAUCGCACGAUUAAGUCGACCGAGUUUCCCAAGGAAAGGGGACCCGAGUUUUUCACCGUGUUCAUGGAACCGACGGGCAGACCGAAGUAUCACAAUUUUAAGAUCAAAGAGGGAACCGAGGAAUUUGAGAACGAGAAAUGGCCCAGAGCUUCAGAUUGCGAGGGUCGGUUGCCACUGUUGACCGAUUCGAAACAAUACGUUCCAGCAUACUUACCGCCGGAAAACAAAGGCUACGCAACUCAUUUGUUCGUGAGCGAACUGAUAGGCAUUGAUCCUGGCAAGGAACAUUCGCUUCCGUGGUAUCCACCAGCCUGUGAAGCACCAAAAACUUUCGAUGCCAAGUAUAUUUCUACGACGUUGUUAAAAGCAACAAUAGGAAACAACUUGCCAGACUCGUCGUUGUCCCAGGUUUUGAAAAGUCUAGUGAAAGACUCUGAGCUCGCCGAAAUCGGACAGCGGAUUCUUACUGCUACCAGAAGCAAAGUCGCUGCACCUUGGGUUUUGUCAAUGCUGGCUUCACUGCACUGGCGAGUCGUCGGAAAGCCGAGAAAUGCUCUGGACUGUCUUCAGUUGGCACUGUCGACGGUUCCAAACAAAUUCCGAGACGUUCCCCUAGUUAGUAUAGCCUCCAUAAGUCAAAAAGUUGGUCUCAUUGAGGACGCGCUGAGAGUGGCUAGGGAAGCAAUAGAAGUGAACCCAGUCGAGCCCAUCACCAAUUUCCUAUAUGGCUCUCUCCUGCAUGUCAAAGGUAACAAUUCGGGAGCUAUACACCAUCUGAAACAAACUCUGCGAGUCGACGUACACGCCAUAAAUGGACGGGCCUUAACGAUGCUCAGAACAUUGGCAUGUCAGGAAUGGUUGAACAAUGGAGGACCCGAUUCUGCAGGAAGCCCCGGUGGCACGGAAACUUGCGGAGCGCCUCAUCUGCCGCCAGAGAUGAUAACUAGGCACAAGCUUUGUGUAGGUGAAGCGGUGGUGUGCGACAGCGAUGGGAAAAACUGCAAACACGUGCAAUGCGAUGCAGUGAGGACAACUGGAGAUACGACCGGCAGUGCAAGGUGUACAAGAAAAGUGGAAAAAGUUAUCAAGCAUCAGAGUUUAAUUGACACACUGAUGACAACUGGGAACGAAGGCGGCGCUGACGAAUCUGAGCUGGAAAAUAUGGUGAAUAUGGAGCAAAACUCAUUUCACAUGCGGAUAUCUUGCGGUGACGAUGUCAAAGAGCCCGGGGUCAAUGUACUCGAUGAUUUUUACGUAUCCAUGACUGAGGAAGGCUCUAACGACGCUGGUUUACAAAUUCACGAUAUAACUGGAAUGUUUUCACUCAGUCCCAAGGGAUGCAGGGACAUGCGGCAUCCGCCUUCUCGCUCUUUCCAAUCUAUGUGGCAUCAUAUCACUGCCAGAAAUAUUGACAUCAGUCACGACCUAAAACCCUUAAAAGACGGUCCUUAUCAGCAGCCGAUAUGCGAAGGAGGAAAUCCCGACAUCAAUGACGUCGCGAAUCUGGACGCGUUAUCAGAAAUCUUGCCGAAUAUGACGGAAUUGGACAAUGCUGAAUGGCUCGCUCUCAUGGCUAAUGAUCAAAAAAGCACCGUCGAGCAACUGGGAGCUGGAAUAGCCGUUGCUUUGCGAAAAAAUUCUCGAUCGUGGACUUUAGCGACGGCCGCUGCCUUGUACUGGCGAGUCGACGGUCACAGUCGAAGAGCGGUCGAUUGCAUUAGACAAGCGUUGGUCAAUGCGCCAGACGGAAUGCAGGAUGUUCCACUGAUAACGCUCGCAUCUUUACUAAGCAAACGCGGCUUUCAUCAAGACGCUUUGCGGAUAGCUGACCUGGCGCUGAUGAAAGGACCGGAAUUUGUGAUAAAUCACUUCUCUAUGGCGAAUCUGCACACGGCCGUGGGUGAUUUUGAAAAGGCUAUAAGUUUUUAUCGAUCGUCGCUAGCUCUCGAUCCAAACUUUGAGCCGGCUCGCAGCAAACUUCAGGCUAUACUUUGCCUCCUUUUGUUUGAUGAGUCAACGCAAACUCUACGUGAGAUGACUGGCAACAACUGAGAAAAAACUUUAUACCUGCCUAUAUAUACUACGCGAAAUCUUAAAGUACAUAGUUCAUCGAUGAUAAUUUGCCGUGACUUGUGGGAUGUCAUUUUUAUUCGUCGCUUGAUUUUUUCAAUAUUUGAACAGUACUCAUAAGAUGCGGUAAACAAAUCUUUGAUCGGAAAGUAACGAACUGAUUUUUAAUCUUAGAAAAGAGAGGGAUUUAUAAAUAUAUGCAUAUAUUUAUAUCACAUAUAUACCAAUAUAUACUAUACGUGAGGCGUGCCAUGUUGAAAUAAUUGAAAUACAUAGAUUCUGAGGUCGCUUUUUCUCCGAUGAGACUCACUCAGUUUCAUUCUAUAAUCGUUGAAAUUUUUGUCGUUAUGAGAAAAACGUCUAUUUAUUUCAUGAUAUUAUAAUACCUAAAGUAUAGUAGGUAUAAAAAGGUAUGAAACCGGUACCUCUAUUUCGGGUAUUACACCUAACACAGUGUGCAUGAUAAUUCCAAAAUCCAUGUGAUCUUUAUGGGACGUAAGAGGAAAUUUUUUUUUGUCAAUAUGCAUAGCUAUUUCUCGAAGUCAUUUAACUAAUUAUUUAUUUCACUACGUAAGAAGAUAUCAUUAGGUUCUUUUAUUUUAUUUCCUUUCAAUGGGUGACAGGCGAUAGAGUUGUAGAAGAAAAUAGAUGAUGUGCAAUUUGUCUCCAAUGAUUGGACUAGAUUUUUCCUCGUUUUUCAUUAUGCUAGCCUGUCAGGUUUUUUUAGUUAGAUUAUUUCAUUCUUGGUAUCGUUACUUCAAAUGCAAUCGCAGGUGGAUUCAACUAGAAUAUUUGCAUACACACAUAAUGUAAAUAAUCUUAUCGAUUCCGAUGUUCGUUUCGAUCAAUAAGUGGGAGAAAUAAUACUUUUGAAUGAUAUUUUUUCAACGAAAAUAAUAGUAUUUAUAUUAUAAUGUUGAUUAAUCAACCGAUCAACUGAAUUCAACAUUAAAAUAAAUAUAAGUAUAAUACACCUAGUAUAUACGUGUAUGAUUAUCCAUUACAUAGUGUAUAUUCGAAUCUAGAUACAUAUAGGUAUAGACAGAAUUAAGAGUAAUGAAAUGAAAGACAGAGUUUAAUUCAACAGCUUUUUUUUAGAUUCUUUUAUUAGUUUGUUAUUUAUCAUUUUUCAUAACUUCUUUGCUUGCGAAUUAAUUUUUGACUACACCUAUACUUGUAGGUUUUGGACUCAAUUAUACAUAGUUUUAAUUUUUUAAGACCAUAAUCUAAACAGUUUUACAUAUAUGAUAUGCAUAGGUAGGUAAAACGUUGUGAUAUCCUUUUUCCGUUUUUAUUCUUUCGUUUGGAAUGAGGUUUUUUUUUAUUGAGAAAGAUGGCGAAUGAAAAAAGAGAGGAACAGAACUUAACAGGGUAGAUGUCGUGUGGCAUCGCGUAGCAAUUUAGAGGCUGUCACAUUAUGGUUUACAUAUACAUGUAUAUGUAUGAAUAUAUACACACUGUACAUAAUAAUUCUAUUAUAUUAUAUAAAAAAACAAAGAAAGACGCGGCCGCAUGCUUGAAUUGAAAGAAAUUAGCGAUUUUCGUGAAUAUAAAAAAAUCGCUUCAAAUCUUUGGGUUUAAAUGUGAAAGUACGUUUUUUGAAUGUAAAGUAGAAGAAGAAGAAGAAGAAUAAAUAAUAAAGCCAUGAAUAAUUGGAAGAAAAAGUAAAGAAAUAUCACUGCAUGAAGCACGGUUAUAAAUUUCUUAUUUUUUUUGCAAAACAUAUUUCUAAUCAUCUCACAUCUCACAGGUAACAUGAUAAAAUUUGACACGCAUUACAAGUUUAAUUACUCUACAGGAAAAAAUAGGUAAUGGGGGUGAAAAUUGAAACUAGAAAGCAAGAAGAAAAGGAAUCAAUAAAGAUAGUAACAAAUGAAAUGGAGAAAAGUUUUU
Messenger RNA from Neodiprion fabricii, 5709 nucleotides. Its product is annotated as tetratricopeptide repeat protein 17. The record is from RefSeq and is a predicted model, not a curated record. Gene Ontology annotation, biological process: actin filament polymerization. The coding region runs from base 379 to 3798 and encodes 1139 amino acids. Lineage: Eukaryota; Metazoa; Arthropoda; Insecta; Hymenoptera; Diprionidae. Gene Ontology annotation, cellular component: cytoplasm; actin cytoskeleton. Gene Ontology annotation, molecular function: protein binding. The transcript has 16 exons.